AUGGCGUGGCACACUCUGCCACCCUUGCUCGGCCUCCUCGGGCUCUGCUGGGCUAGCUGCCUCUUGCCCCUGGCUCGGGGCUGCGGUCCGGGCAGGGGGCCGGUGGGGCAGAAGCCGUACGGCCGCAAGCCUCUGACUUCGCUGCAGUACAAACAGUCUGUGCCGGACCUCGCGGAGCAGACCUUGGGUGCCAGCGGAAAAGCAGAGGGCAAAAUCAGCCGCCACUCGGACCGCUUCAAGGACUUGGUGCCCAAUUAUAACCCCGAUAUCAUCUUUAAGGAUGAAGAGAAUACAGGGGCGGACCGGCUGAUGACCGAGCGUUGCAAGGACCGAGUCAACACCUUGGCCAUUGCGGUGAUGAACAAGUGGCCGGGUGUCAGGCUGCGAGUGACGGAGGGCUGGGAUGAAGACGGACACCACCCGCCCCACUCCCUGCACUAUGAGGGCCGGGCCCUGGACAUCACCACAUCUGACCGCGACAGGAAGAAGUAUGGCGUGCUGGCCAGUUUGGCGGUGGAGGCUGGCUUCGACUGGGUGUAUUACGAGUCCAAGGCGCACAUUCACGUGUCGGUGAAAGCAGAUAACUCCGCAGCUAUUCAUGCCGGUGGCUGUUUCCCAGGGGAUGCCGUGGUGACCUUACAGAGCGGAGAAAAGAAAAAUCUUUCUGAACUUCGCUGUGGAGACUUUGUGCUCGCCGUGGACCAGAGCGGGCGAGUGACACCCAGUGAGGUUUUGCCGUUCCUUGAUCGGGACCAGCACCGGCGGACCACCUUCGUGACCAUCGAGACGGACAACCCCAUCCACCGGCUUCUCCUCACGCCCUCCCAUCUCAUCUUUGCCGCGCAGGACCCGGCCAACAGCACAGCUGACUUCUCCCCCAUAUUUGCCAGCCAGGUGCGUGUGGGGGACUCGGUGCUGGCACACCACGCAGGCAGACCUGGGCUGCGCCCUGCCCGGGUGGUCCGCAUUUGGCAGCAAGAGGCCGUUGGGGUCUACGCCCCGUUGACUUCGCACGGCACCCUUUUGGUAAACGGGGUGCUGGCUUCCUGUUACGCCAUGCUCGAGAGCCAUCACUGGGCCCACCGAGCCUUUGCCCCGCUGCGGCUUGUCCACGGCCUCUUCUCACUGCUGCCUCUUAAAGGCGAAGCCAGGAACUGCAGCGCACAGGAGACGGGCAUGCACUGGUAUUCACAGUUUCUAUACCAGCUGGCGUGGGGCAUCCUGGGACAGGACAGCCUUCACUCCUAG
Molecule: messenger RNA, 1248 nt
Organism: Euleptes europaea (tarantolino)
Lineage: Eukaryota; Metazoa; Chordata; Lepidosauria; Squamata; Sphaerodactylidae
Gene: DHH
Product: desert hedgehog signaling molecule
Exons: 3
Coding region: 1-1248 (415 amino acids)
Biological process (GO): intein-mediated protein splicing; cell-cell signaling; cell fate specification
Molecular function (GO): calcium ion binding; patched binding
Source: RefSeq, a predicted model, not a curated record